AUGGCACUCCAUGACAAGCAAAAGCUCAUCUUUACAGAUCUGCCAAACGAAAUACAAUUCAAAAUCCUCCAUUUCACCUACGAGCCCCGCAUCAUCGUCCUCGACUGGGCGGUUCCAGAGCAUUGGAAGCUCAAUAUUCAGCAAGUCAACACCCCAGUGGCUCUACACAUCAACCAAAACCUUCGAAUCGAAGCGCAGAGAGACUACGAACUCUUAGAGCACGAUUUUUCCAUCAACGUCCCAUAUUCACAGUUUGCCCAAGCUGUCACCCACCCAUUGCUACAUUUUGGACCCGGGCUGUGGCCUUUGACUGUAUUUGUUACUGGCAGCUGA
Messenger RNA from Glarea lozoyensis ATCC 20868, 333 nucleotides. RefSeq lists its product as uncharacterized. Lineage: Eukaryota; Fungi; Ascomycota; Leotiomycetes; Helotiales; Helotiaceae. The coding region runs from base 1 to 333 and encodes 110 amino acids. The transcript is spliced from 2 exons. The record is from RefSeq and is a predicted model, not a curated record.